AUGAUCAACUCACAUGUUUUCCGCCAACAUCUCUUGACAUGCUUCUCUGGAAAUGUUCCCGGAAAACUUUUGGUGGCCUUGUCGGGUGGGGUAGAUUCCAUGUGUCUCACUCAUCUUUUGUUACAAUACAAGAAGUUGUACGAUCCAAAACUUGAAAUUCACACCAUGACUAUAGAUCAUGGCUAUAGAAAAAUGUCAUCUUUAGAAGCACACGAAGUCGGGCGCAUAGUACAGAGUUGGGGUGCCCAUCACUAUAUUCACAGACUCUCCUAUGACAGAAACCCCUCCUCGAUCACAAACUUUGAGGAAGUGGCACGAACAAUGAGAUAUAAUGCAUUUGAACGACAGUGUGAUGAGCUCGGUAUCCAAGCGCUUUUGUUGGCUCAUAACUUGAAUGAUAGGAUAGAAACUUUCCUCCAACGGCUUCAGAUGAAUUCGACGCUUUAUGGUUUAGGCGGCUUGAAACCCAGAGCAACGAUGCCUAUCUCGAGCAAAUCUCCGCAACAAAUCUCAGUAUUUCGGCCACUCUUGCAGUUCGAUAAACAGAGUCUACGAGAGACUUGUGUCAAAAGUGGUGUCUUGUGGUUUGAAGACCACACAAAUGCUGACCUCCAUUUGACGAAGCGGAAUCUCUUCCGAUACAUGGUGAACGAGUAUGUUCCACAAGAAAUACUUCGGAGACCCGAUCUAGCAGUACUUUCAAAAGAGUCCCUACUAAAAACUUUGAACGAAGUUGACGAGUUUUUGACUGUCCUAGAUGACCGUAUAAAGGCCCUAGAUGACUACGUUAUGAAACAGGGCUCUUACGAAUUUAACAAGGGAUUCGCAACUAUAAAAUUUUCCGUCCCGGUACAUAUGUGGCUAUCUUUGGACCCGUCUGUUGCAGCACGUUGGCUAUAUGAGAAGGUCUCACCAAUUUCUUCAGCUAAACAUUUGCAUUGGUCCUAUGCAAAAAUAGAGAGACAAGCCAUGCCUCGAAUCAGAAUGUAUGCGAAAGCCGCAAGGGGAAAAUUGAAUUUAACUUAUCUAAAUGUGGUGUUUCAAAUUGAAAGUGAUGAGGGUUUAUUGCACUUUUCAAUGUCCAAACAGCCUCCAACUAGGAAGGAUCUUGCAUGUAUACGAAGAACUGUCUCUGUCCCUUCUCCGUGGAUGCUUAUAGACCGAACUUGGUGGGUAGAGAUAAAGAAAGCAUCUUCUAGCAAGGUGACUAUCGAGCCUUAUAACUCGAAAAUGAAAAAGCAGCUUCUUGAAGCAUUUCCACAAGUCACGCCAAGCAAAAUAUUGAACCUUCCUAUAAUCAAAGAUGAAAAUACUGUUGUUGGGAUUCCUACAUUGGGCUUAUCAAGAAACGGACUUCAAUACAACAUAAAGUAUAGGAGUGAACACAACUAG
Molecule: messenger RNA, 1392 nt
Organism: Clavispora lusitaniae ATCC 42720
Lineage: Eukaryota; Fungi; Ascomycota; Pichiomycetes; Serinales; Metschnikowiaceae
Biological process (GO): tRNA processing
Molecular function (GO): ATP binding; ligase activity, forming carbon-nitrogen bonds
Source: RefSeq, a predicted model, not a curated record